AUGCUCGUUCGACAAACAAGAAAGGGCAUCUUUGCCUUGCAAUCAAGGCUUCUCUCGAAACCGCAUAUUGCGACAACCCUUGGUCGCCGUCAUGGCAGGCAGCUUGCCACAGCCGUCGACGACUUCCCACUUAACAAUUAUGGCGGCAUUCAUGAGCAGCUUGCCCGAUCGGGUCUGCAGCCCUUCCAGACUCCUCUACAAUCUCAUGCCGACCUUCGAGCUUUCGACCCGAUGACAAACAUAUUGACCGUCCCCGAGCCUUCAGAAGCUCGACCAUUCGGCAAGAUCAACAACAAGGGCGUCCCCGGCGAUGUUGAGGAGAUGAUACCAGUUUUCGAUGCUUGUGUCCGCGUAGGCAAGCUAGAGAGAGCCGCUCUUGUGCUAAAGCGACUCAAUGCAACUGGUUUGAUUCCUGGCGACGAAAUGAUCAUUUUGCACAAUCAAUACCUCCGCGCCUCUCUCGAACAAUUACGAAUGACCCCCGACCGAAAGCAAGCCGAGAUGCUACACAAAUGGUACGAACUCCAAAUACGAAACACGGAUAUUCCGCAAACUGCAGAAACAAUUGCAUGCAUGCUCAAGGCCUCGCUUCUCUCUGAGCGUGGUGCCCGCUUGGAGCGUCUUGUCCACCGAUACAUGAGCAUGGCACCUGGUGAAUCCGGCUUGCGAGUGUUGAGCAUGGCCGAUAUUCUUAGCGAUCAAGAUCUUGGCGUCAUUACAGAGAUUUGCCCAACUUAUACUUUCGCACCCGAAGCCGAAUCCGACGCCCAGUACGUGACUAUGGCAGAGGAUGAGCAUCUGGACACACAGGAAGGGCAUGGCGAAACUACAGCAGCAGCCGGACAUGAAGCGUAUCCCGACAUCCGACCGACACCACAACGAGGAGAGGGUCUCAACGUUCUGAGAAAGAACCUGAACCUCAUCAACGAGCUCCAAAACGUGGACAUUUCCAAACUGCCACGCGAAGAGCAGCGCGAAUUCCAGUCCCGCCUAGAAAGAGACUCUAUUGAUAUUGCUAUUGAGAAAUGGCGGACUACUAAGAAAAACCUCGACAAGAUGCACAUCAACACGUCUCUGAAUGACAGGCACGAAGAAACUAGUCUUGCCGCGUGCAUGCAAGUGUGGCUUACAGCAAUGGAAGAACGCCUGAAAGAGGAGAUUCGCAAGGUCGACGAGUCCGAGGAGAGUGAAAACAAAACCGAAGAAGACUUGGAGCGAUGUAUCUACGGCCCGAUUCUGAGACUUGGGGACCCCACUAGGCUGGCUGCGGUCACAAUUCUUACCCUGCUCAAUACCAGCGCGAUCCAGGGUGUGGACAAGGGCGUAGUCAUUCAGCGUCUACUCAACGAUGUGUCCCGUGUGGCUCAGGACGAUAUUCGCACACAAAUACAAGAAAAUGCCGAGCUCGAAAAACGCCGACGUCGCAAGGUCAAGUUUACUGGAGACAAUGCCGAGACUCAGGCCACUGAGGAGAAAACCAUCACAGAUGCCGACGAACCAGUCUUGAGCAAAAAUCCCGCCAUGGGCUUAUGGUCUGUCCAAGUCAGAGCCCGAGUUGGGUCAAUCCUUAUCAAGUCUCUGAUCGAAACUGCAAAGGUCAAGGUUGUGAGGGAACAUCCCAUUUCCAAGGAAAGAAUCAGCCAAGUUCAACCUGCGUUUUCUCACAUGCAUGCGCCCCGAAAGGGCAAAAAGGUUGGCAUGCUGUUCAUCAACGCAGAUCUCGUUGAACGCCUGAAGCGAGAACCUAUGGGCGACUUUCUUGCUAAGCACCUCCCUAUGGUUUCUGAGCCUCAGCCUUGGAGACGCAUCAACGAGGGAGGUUUUCUGUCAAGCAAAGCCACCUUGGUUCGUCUCAAAACGGGAGAUGUUGAGCAGAGGCUCUACACUAAAGCAGCUAUCAAGCGUGGCGACAUGGAUCAAGUUUUCAAGGGACUGGACGUGCUGGGAAAGACGCCAUGGAGGAUCAACAACAACGUUCUUGAUGUCAUGGUAGAAGCCUGGAACAGUGGUGAUGCGAUUGCCAAUAUGCCCACCCUGACACCGAAUCUGGUCACCCCAGCAGAGCCCACAGGAUCUGAUCCCCUUCUUCGCCGAGCCUGGUAUCGAAACGUCAAGGCCGUCGAGAACGAGCGCGCUGCUCUUCAUUCUCAGAGAUGUUAUAUGAACCUGCAACUCGAGAUUGCUCGAGCAUUCCGCAAGCAGGUCAUCUACUUCCCCCACAACAUGGACUAUCGAGGCCGCGCUUAUCCUCUCCCGACAUACUUGAACCACAUGGGAGCUGAUCAUACCCGUGCUCUGCUCAGGUUUGCCAAUGGCAAGGAACUCGGCGAGAAAGGCCUUAGAUGGCUCAAGAUUCACUUGGCCAACUUGUACGGCUACGACAAGGCUUCCUUUAGCGAGAGAGAGGCCUUUGCCACCGAAAACCUGCCCAACAUUGUCGAGAGUGUUGCCAACCCUCUCGGUGGCAGCCGCUGGUGGUUAAAGGCCGAAGACCCUUGGCAAUGCUUGGCUGCUUGCUUCGAGCUAAAGGCUGCCCACGAUCUCGAGGACCCCACCAAAUAUGUCUCCAGUCUGCCAGUGCACCAGGAUGGUACCUGCAACGGUCUGCAGCAUUAUGCAGCACUCGGUGGAGAUACUUGGGGUGCUCAGCAGGUUAACCUCAUGCCUGGAGAUAGACCAGCUGAUGUUUACAUGGCUGUUGCCAACCUUGUCAAGGAGUCGAUCGCCAAAGAAGCCGAGAAGGGCAACCAGCUCGGCCAGAACUGCAUGGGCAAGAUUACCAGAAAGGUUGUGAAGCAGACAGUCAUGACUAAUGUCUACGGUGUCACCUUUUCGGGCGCGAAGCAACAAGUCUGCAAACAGCUGGACGCCCUGUACCCAGAAAUGUACAAGGAGACUGGCAUUCCCAAUCUCGUCACCGCCACAUACAUCGCAAAGCACAUCUUUGCAGCUCUCGGAACCAUGUUCCGUGGUGCCCACGAUAUCCAAUAUUGGUUGGGUGAGAUUGGCGCGCGAGCAUGCAGGGCCUUGACCUCGGCUCAGAUCGAGCAGCUUGCAGAAGAAAAGGAUACUCCCGCCGCCGGCGCCACUGCCGCCGCCACCAAGAGGAUGGAGUUGGAAGAGCUAACCUCGCAAUUCCGAUCGACCAUUGUGUGGACUACUCCCCUUCGAAUGCCCGUCGUCCAGCCGUACCGAAAAUCUACCACUCGAGAAAUCCGUACUUGUUUGCAGGCUAUUACGUACCCCACUCAGGGUAGAACUGAGCCCGUUGAUCGCAGGAAACAACUUCAAGGAUUCCCUCCCAACUUUAUCCACUCUCUGGACGCCAGCCACAUGCUUCUAUCCGCUCUCAAGUGCGAUGACUUGGGACUAAACUUUGCUGCUGUUCACGACUCUUUCUGGACUCAUGCUGCUGAUGUUGACAUCUUGAACGGAGUUCUCCGAGAAGCUUUUAUCCGAAUCCACGAGGAGGAUGUGGUUGGUCGAUUGGCAGUAGAGUUUGAGGCACGAUACAAGGGCUCAAUCUACCUGGCCAACAUCCCUGCAGAUAGCCCUGCUGGGCAUGCUAUCAAGGCUUUCCGCAAAAAGAGCAAGCUGACACUGAAGGAGGAGCUCUUGUUGGAGCACAAGCGCAACAACCUUAUUCGAUCCGGAAAUCCAUGGGACUUGGAGGCCGCAGAGAAGAUUCAAACACCAGCCUCGGUUUUCGAAGAUAUGGAAAUGUCCGAAGACGAGAUCGAUAGUGAGCAGGAUCCGGAGAAUGUGGGUGGUGGCCUGGGAGAGAUUCCCAAGGCGGAAUCCAGCCUCACCUCGGCCGUCAAGGAAGCCGUGCAGGAGAUGGAACCUGAAAGCACGGAAACGGCCGAGGAGCUGAGCGUCAUCCUUCUCAACCGUCUCAAGCAUACCAACUUUGAGGCAAACGUUAUCAACCCAAAGAAGGAGUUCAAGCACGCUGCAAAGAAGUUUGUCACCAUCUGGCGUCCCAUGACCUUCCCCAAGCUGCCCCAAAAGGGCGACUUUGAUGUCAGGGCCCUAAAGGACAGUCAGUACUUCUUUUCCUGA
Fusarium pseudograminearum CS3096 is the source of this 4062-nucleotide messenger RNA. RefSeq lists its product as uncharacterized. The record is from RefSeq and is a predicted model, not a curated record. The transcript has a single exon. NCBI's taxonomy places the organism in Eukaryota, Fungi, Ascomycota, Sordariomycetes, Hypocreales, Nectriaceae. The coding region runs from base 1 to 4062 and encodes 1353 amino acids. Gene Ontology annotation, cellular component: mitochondrial DNA-directed RNA polymerase complex. Gene Ontology annotation, biological process: mitochondrial transcription. Gene Ontology annotation, molecular function: DNA-directed RNA polymerase activity; mitochondrial promoter sequence-specific DNA binding.